GUGGGCCGGCGCACCGCUGUGACGUGGUCGUGCGGGCGGUCCCUGAUGCUGCGGCGCCCGCUGGUCGGGCUGGCAGUGGCCGCCCUAGGUCGCGCCCCUGCGGACGGCAUGGCAGGACCUAGGCCAGUGGUGCUGAGUGGGCCAUCAGGGGCAGGGAAGAGCACCCUGCUCAAGAAGUUGCUCCAGGAACAUGACAGCAUCUUUGGCUUCAGUGUGUCCCAUACUACAAGGACCCCACGACCUGGUGAGGAAAAUGGCAAAGAUUACUACUUUGUGACCAGGGAGAUGAUGCAGCGUGAUAUCGCAGCAGGGGACUUCAUCGAGCAUGCUGAGUUCUCGGGGAACCUGUACGGGACAAGCAAGGCGGCUGUUCGGGCUGUGCAGGCCAUGAACCGCAUCUGCGUGCUAGACGUCGACCUACAGGGUGUUCGCAGCAUCAAGAAGACUGAUCUGCAUCCCAUCUACAUCUCUGUGCAGCCCCCCUCGAUGGAUGUGCUGGAGCAGCGACUGCGGCUGCGCAACACUGAGACCGAGGAGAGUUUGGCAAAACGGCUGGCAGCUGCCCGGGCUGACAUGGAGAGCAGCAAGGAGCCUGGCUUGUUUGACCUGGUGAUCAUCAAUGACAACUUGGAUAAAGCCUAUGCAACACUGAAGCAGGCACUCUCUGAGGAAAUCAAGAAAGCUCAGGGAACUGGCCAUGCCUGAGGGCCUGCUUCCUUCCACAGAGUGAUGCCUGUGCCCCAAAUAUGCUUGGGUUUUGAGGUGGGGUGAUCUUUGCCAGGGCGCCAAGGACUUGUAAUAGGCUUCCGCUGUGGAGUAGGAGGAGCUGCCCCUUGUCUGGCCACAUGGUGGCUCUUCACCCUGUACUGACUUGCUGAGGCUAAAGGACUGCGAUAUGUACCCACACCUAUCCUCCCUGGGCUGUCCCUGUCCAUAUCCCUGUCCCUCCUGCUGGAGCAGGACUGACAUUCUAAUAAAGUAACUAUUGGGUUAGAGUG
This is a messenger RNA of Peromyscus eremicus (cactus mouse), 998 nucleotides long. It is a transcript of the gene Guk1, whose product is annotated as guanylate kinase 1. Gene Ontology annotation, cellular component: cytosol. The transcript is spliced from 8 exons. Lineage: Eukaryota; Metazoa; Chordata; Mammalia; Rodentia; Cricetidae. Gene Ontology annotation, molecular function: GMP kinase activity. The record is from RefSeq and is a predicted model, not a curated record. Bases 46 to 705 code for a protein of 219 amino acids. Gene Ontology annotation, biological process: purine nucleotide metabolic process.